Chanos chanos (milkfish) is the source of this 6334-nucleotide messenger RNA. It is a transcript of the gene mroh1, whose product is annotated as maestro heat-like repeat family member 1. The record is from RefSeq and is a predicted model, not a curated record. NCBI's taxonomy places the organism in Eukaryota, Metazoa, Chordata, Actinopteri, Gonorynchiformes, Chanidae. Gene Ontology annotation, cellular component: cytoplasm.
GCUGUGCCACCACGAUUAUGAUACACAGCAGAUAAAUACAAAUAUUUUGAUUUACUGUGACAGUGAGUUCCAACACUAUCGGAGGAGUGCCGUAUGUGUUUGAGAGAGAUAUCCGCUUCAUUUUGUUGAUAGCUUGCAAGUCAACGGGCUUGCCAGGCAGUUUGGAAGCGUCCGAUCGGAAAGGUGUUUUGAGAGGAGGGUGGGUUACGCCAGAUGCAUUCCUAGACUCGUGUGAUUGGUCUCCACUUGGACACAAUGGAGGAGACAGACCUAGACGAGGUCACCCACGCUCUGCUGGAUGCAGCCAAUGACAAGGACCCGGUGGUACAGGAGCAGGUGAGGAAGUCCAUAUUGACACUGGGCAACCAGCAACCGGACAAGGUGCUCACCAUGUGUCAGGACUACCUGGUCAAACAUCCCAAGCUGGUCGUGGGACACAGAGUGGUUAUACUGCAGACCAUUGAACUGGUGGUGAAGAGCAAAAUCGGUGAAAUCAGUGGUCCGAAAAUCAAGAGCAUCAUCUCUUUAGCGUCCGACGAGAUGACCAGGUCAAAGGAAGUGGUACCUGACUGGCAGCAGGCAGCCAGUAAUAUUUUAGUUGCUGUUGGGAAUAAAUACAUCAAUGACAUCAUGGAAGAAAUCCUCAGCAAAUUCCAGCCAGGGGUCCUGCCUCAUUUUUUCAUAGUUCAAACACUAGCCAGUCUCUCAGACUCCAACGUCUACGGUAUGGUACCGUUUCUCAAUGCCAUCCUGGGCACCAUGUUACCAAUGCUGGGCAUGGCCAAGCAGGACAACAUGAAGUGGGUUUUCUCCUCUGCCCUUUCCCAUUUCAGCGAGAGCAUUCUAGAAUACCUGGCCAACCUGGACAAGGCCCCCGACCCGACCGUACGAAAAGACACUUUCUCCAGCGAGAUCUACGCCGCCUACGACAUCCUCUUCGGCAGCUGGCUUCAGAGCCGCGAGCCCAAGUUACGUUUGACGGUGGCAGAAGCUCUGGGAUCUAUGAGUCAUCUCAUGGCGCACGAUAAACUGGAAGAGCAAAUUCCCAAGCUCAUUCCCACUAUCGCGGCUCUGUACAGAAAGAAUCCGGAGCACUAUAUCAUCAGCAAGAGUUUGUGUCAAGUCCUGGAUGCCUCUGUAAACAUGGGGAGCAGAGUACUUGAAACUCAGAUUGAUGGACUACUCCUCGCUCUACACCAACAGGUCUGUUCACCAGUGGACUACAACAACCCUCCGACAGUGAAAAAUCACAAUGAAGUUUUAAGAUGCUUCAGCAUCCUUGCAAACACCUUUCCAGACAGACUUAUCGUGUUUGUUCUUCAGAAACUGGAAAACAGCAAUGAGAGAAAUCGUGUCGGCUCACUGGCAGUGCUAAGACAUCUUAUUAACUCCUCCACGUCAAUCAUGGAGACUAAGAAGCUGCUGAUUCUGGCUAGUAUCAGGCAGCCACUGGCUGAUCACAGCAACAAGGUGAAAAAGAUGUUGGUUCAGGUGAUUAGUGCCAUGGCACAUCAUGGUUAUCUGGAGUUGGAGGGAGGAGAUUUACUGGUGAAGUUCAUUAUCCAACACUGUGCCCUCCCCGAUACCUACUAUCGUGGACAGAGGCCUGCGGAUCCUGAGGAAGUGACCAAUGAGGCGCUUAGAAGCAUGUGUGACAACACGCUUCACCUCUUCACUACCACAGUGGGCCGCCUGACCGACGUGCUAUGGCCCAUGUUGCUUUGCUACCUAACCCCAGUCCAGUACUCUAAUGCCACCACACCCCUCUGCAAAAGCCUCAUCCUGCUGGCCAAUAAGAAGCGAACUGCCCAGGAAGCCAACUUCACGAUCAACUUCAGUGCGCAAGGCACUAAUCUUCCCUCUCCACACACUUUGAUGAUAAGGCUUUUGGUGAAUGCUGCGUUUCCGUUUCGUUGCCGUGGUCAGGGUGCACCCUCACUGAGUUUACUCAAUGCUCUUAGUCCCAACAUCCACCCCAAAGCUGAGCAGCUGUGGGAAAAAGAGAUUCCCCAACUCCUGAGCUAUCUGGAGGAGUCUACCCCAGAAACUUUGAACAAAGACAAAUGGGAAGAUGGUCUGCUGAAGCUCCUGUCCAAAACUUUGGCAACCAUUGAUGACGGUCAAUGGUGCUGUCAGCUCGCUGUUGAGGGGACCCAGUAUCUACCAACCUACAACAACCUGCUUGAGGAGAAGAGCUUUCUAUACAAGUGCAUUGGGGUGACUCUACAGCAGUGUACCAAUAAAGAAUUGGUGAGAAAACAGCUACAGGAGAUCCUUAUCAACGCCCGACACAAUGACGCCAUUGAAAGAACGGGAGUUGCAAUGGGAUUGGGCUUGUGUGCCAACAGUCAUCUUGAUGGCACACUGGCAAAGUUGGAGGAGUUCGGGAAAUCUGAUGCGUUCAAGAAAGCCUCAGGGAUCUUUGGACUGCUUAAAGACAAGAAUGACGUGGAUGUGGAAAAGAUGAAAAGCACUUUGAUCUUGUGUUACGGUUACGUGGCCCUGCACGCUCCCGAGGACCAGAUUCUCAAUCGCAUCGAUAACGAUAUUCUACGGAGCAUCAGCAAGCACUUCAACACUAAGGUUCUGGGAAUUAAAGUAGAGACUAAGGACUUAACCAUGAAGCUCAGUUUGAUUCAGAGUGUGGGGCUUGUUGCCAAGGCCAUCAGCGCCUGCGUGCGUAAACAAAGUUACCUGUUCACCCGCAAACAAGAGCUCAUGACCGUCAUGAUGGACUUCAUUAAAGCAGAGCCAACUGAUGUCAUGCGGACUCCAAUUCGUCACCUGGUCAUGUCCACUUGUGCCAACCUUGUGAACUUGGAUCCACCACUAACUGAGAAUGAGAAUUUUGAAAUGAUUAGAACGUGUUUAAAUGGCGUGUAUGCGCUUCCCACCGUGGACACGCCAGACAAGACGAAAGAUGAAGAGACUCUGGAUCCACAGCAGAGAGAGGCUUUAUACACAAACACCUUCAAUGCACUUCAGGAGCUGUUGCAGAAUGUGCUUGGCCGAGACCUCAGCCCAGAUGGUCUUCAAACUAUUUUUAAGCACAUCGAGGCUUGGUUAAGCUCAGGCCAGGACCACGAACGGGAGAGAGCAGUGAAGACCACAGCAGAUAUACUGAGGUUCUACUUAACUAAUCUCAGUGUGAAGAAUCUGGUGACGUUCCAUAACCUUGGUGCCCUGCUUGGACGACUGGCUCCUCGGUGCACAGAUCCCAACCCAGCCGUGCGGAGAGCGGCCGUGGACUGCAUAUACCUCCUCCUACACAUUCAGCUUCGAUAUGAGGGGUUUGCCUUGGACUACAGAGAUGAUUCUGUGGAGAGCCUGCUAAGUUUGCAGGAACAGCUGAACGACCCUGACAGUUCUGUCCUCUAUAAAGUAUGCUCUGACCUCACCAAGAUCAUCAGUAAGCGUCUGCCUCAGCCGCAACUCAGCACUCUCAUUUUCAUGUUGUUUGAGGGACUGGUGGACUCCCAGUCAAACUGCUCUCGGGCUUCCAGUGUUAUUCUCAACACUCUGCUCAAAAACAGAGGAGCAGGACUACAGGACUUGGUCCCAGAAAUGUUGGAGGUUCUGCAUAUUCGGCUGCAGGUGAUCACAGAGGACCAGGUCAGAGUAGCUGUGGCCCAGGCCGUUCUCAUCCUGGCCACUCAGCAUCUGCAGACAGUCAUCAACACACUGAUCUCCUACCCACUUCCCUUCGACAACUGGAGCUGUGAGAUGUGGAUUGCUUUAGGAGCGGACAGUACUUUGGCUUCUCAGAUAAUGGAGAUGAUCAUUGAGAAGCUGAAUGUAAUGGCGCCCUAUGUGGAUAAGAAGGAGUCCAUGCUGAGGCCUGGCCUGACCAAAGUGGCCACAAGUCACCCUUUAGCCAUGACUUGCGCUUUGAGGGAGCUGAUGCUUAACGGCCAGGCGGCAGAGGCCGUGUCGUCUCUUUUUCCUCAGCUCUUCAGUGCUCUGCUGGUACGCCUGGGCUCCAGCGUGGGAGUCCAACUCCCCAAAGACAUUAACAGCAACAGCAUAAGCCCAGAGAGAAAAGCCUCAGGCAAGACAGCUGCCAACUUUGACGUGUGUGGCGUGGCGGUGGAGGCUUUGCGGAUCCUUCUAGCGCGUGCCCAGCUCGACGGAGUGGUGAAACCUCUCGACCAGGAGGGGGCCUGGGACAAAAUGAAGGACCCGCAGCAACACCUGGCAGGUGUCACCUUGCUUUCCAGAGCUAUGGCGAAACACGCCGGGCCCAAACUCCCAUCUAUUUUGGAGAAUCUUUCUCCCAGUCUCAACAACAUCUACGAGUGUCAGAGAAUCACCAUCAUAGCUUUCCUCUCAGAGUUGCUGAACCACCACGUGGUGACAGAGCUGAUGAUGAUGGAUACGCUGAUGAAUAGUAUGAUGGAGCGCGUCUCUGACCCCUGCUGCACGGUGCGCAUGCUGGCCUUACGAGGCCUGGGGAACGUUGCCACAGGAUCGCCUGAGAAGGUUAACAAGUAUGCCAAAGAGCUGCUUGCAGCCAUGAGCUCAGGUAUGGAGGAGAGAGACGACCCUGGUAAUCUCAUUACACUGGAAGCCAUGUCUGGCCUGUCCAAAGUGCUCCUCUACCUGGACGAGAGGAAUAUUCACCUGCUCGUGGUUUACAUCUUCAUGAAGAUCAAGCCCUUUCUGGAGAACGAGAAUGAUGAAAUUCGCUACGCUUCCAUCAUGCUGUUGGGAAACCUGGCCAGAUUCGGAACAGCUGAGACGUUACUGAAGGAUCAGAUCCACAACAUACUGGUCAACUUGCUUUUACACCUGAGUGACCCUAGCACACAAGUGGUUAAGGCAUGUAAGUAUGCUAUGAGGGCGUGCGCUCCCGUUGUGGACUCUGAGCAAAUUUCCACCAUGUUCCAGAACCAUCUACAUGAAGACAAGGGUCUGCAUUAUGGAGAGUUCGUUAAUGACCUCACCAAAUACAUUAUUCAGGACUUUCCAAGCAUGCUCAACUUCUAUCACAUCUCCGUCCUCCAAUUCUUCAAAAGCAACUGGGCCGAAAUCAGAGCCAGCGCCGCUAUGUUCGUCGGUUUUCUCCUCGGCAACCUUCCUGAGGACUACUUCAGUCAUAUAAACAUGGGCAGUGUGACUAAAGGACUAGUGUUACUGCUCCAAGACCCAGAUCCUUUAGUCCGAGCGAAGGCAGCUGAGGCUGUCGGCCACUUCCACUGAAAAUCCCUCUGUUUGCCUUUUAUUUUUGUUUUUUUUGUUGUUGUUUGUUUGUUUUGAAUUCCCUCCCCCCCUUUUUGUUUCUUUUUCACCUUGAGCAAGGCAAAAGCAUUAAAGUAUUGUACUUGAAUUAGCACUUAUUGGAUUUUAGCGACCAAAGACUGUGUAACAGUUAAACAAUUCAAACAAAUUGUAUCGUCAUUCCAGCAGUUUGAAGUGGUUUGUGUGUGUGUUUAUUACGUGAGUUUAAAGUGUGCAUUAGACAUAGCUAUCUGACAAACCUCUGAAUGACAGAAAAACAAGACCAUCGAACGGGGACCCUCAGAAUCACGUUUCAUGGACCUCGACGGUUCAGUCAGUCCGCUUCCCGCUGAACCGACCUAAUGAUCGAAUUCAAUAUUUGACUGACUGCUGGUGUGAAUUUCACCUUGUGUAACAAACUUUCCGUUCACUGCAUGGCGCAUUAUAGGGUCCUUAGCAAUAUCCAAUCAUCAGACCAGAUUUUAUGGCCAGUGAAGUAACCAGACACUAUGAAUUACAUUUCCAGAGACUCAAAUAUACUACCCUCAUCCUCCACAAUUUUCAGUCUGUAUAACAAAAUCAACAAUAAUUUACGGUGCAAGGUUUCCAACACCUACAGUUUGCACAGAUAACUCCGGUUCACCGUUUCUCCUUUCUCGUCCGCUGCAGACGCAUAUACAGGUUAACACACUAUUGAUACUGUGGGCAAUCCCGUCUUUCAUUAAUGCCAGAGUGUUUAGCAGCAGGACAAUAUUCCUGUAUACAGAAAUACCACAAUUACAAUCUGUUCUUCCCUCUGACCUGAGGCAGAAAAUGUAGGAAGCGGGCUCACAAAGGCUGUCGGAAACAGUGCCAAAUUCUCUGUUUGUUUGCAGAUUGGGGCAUCAUUAUGUUUCUUGUUUCGUAUGUUUGUAGCUCACUCGCCGACCUCAGCCGUACAACAGUCGAGUCCUCGCGAUGCUGUGUUUACUUUUCCGUUCUAUACGGUACGGUUUCAGUGUCACUUGCGCUAGUCUUGGAAGUGUCUGUGGAGUUGUUUGGGGAAUCAUUAAAUAAAGGUAUAAAAUGCCUCUUGUCUUCAUGGAUAUUAUCCAAUUUCUCUGUUGCAUUGCAAUGU